Lethenteron reissneri (Far Eastern brook lamprey) is the source of this 1933-nucleotide messenger RNA. RefSeq names its product RNA polymerase II subunit A C-terminal domain phosphatase SSU72-like. Lineage: Eukaryota; Metazoa; Chordata; Hyperoartia; Petromyzontiformes; Petromyzontidae. Gene Ontology annotation, molecular function: phosphoprotein phosphatase activity. The record is from RefSeq and is a predicted model, not a curated record. Gene Ontology annotation, cellular component: nucleus. Gene Ontology annotation, biological process: mRNA processing.
UGGAUCAACUUUUUACCUCCACAUCUGGAUGGUGGGGGGGGGGUUCACUUUCUAUAACUUCUUGAUUCAGGCUUUCUGAAAAGCUCAAAUAAUUUAGUUGAUGGACAAACGGAACGCCGGGCUUUUAUAAUAUACCAACUGCUUUUUAUCCCAUCUGUUUUGGUUUUGAGGAAUAUGAUACUGUCUUUACAUUUAGGGACAAUGCAUUAUUGUGGAAUCGUAAUAGGUUUUUUCCCCCGAAUGAUUGUAUCUAUGUAUGAAUGGAUGCGUGCAUUUAAAUUCAGAGUAAAGCCUUUGGGGUACACCCUUGAAUAGGUGGCAUUUUUGUACGCAUUGCUCCCAAUACCAAAAAGCCACUUCCUUAACCAGAGGCACCACAGAUACACGCAGAAUGGCAUCCUGCACAUGCUGGAGAGGAACAGGCGGCUCAAGCCUCGGCCCGAACGCUUCCAGUCGUGCCGCGAGCACUUCGACAUCGUCCUCACCUGCGAGGAGCGCGUAUACGACCAGGUGUUGGAAGAUCUGAACUCAAGGGAACAGGAGACUUUGCAGCCUGUGCACGUCAUCAACGUGGACAUUCAGGACAACCACGAGGAUGCGACACUGGGUGCCUUCCUGCUCCUUGAGAUGUGCCAAUGUAUCAAGCUCACGGAUGACGUGGACAAUGACAUCGAUGAGCUCUUGCAAGAUUUUGAGGACAAGUGUGGAAAGCCCCUUCUCCACACGGUGUGCUUCUACUGAGAGGGUUGUUGACGCAUGCAACACUUGGGACUCCGGAAAACACUGUGUACAAGCAGCCAUGCAUUUUUGUCAACCAGUGCAUAUGUUUGAUAUGUAUUUCAUUUAUGUAUAAAUUUGUAAAUAGGAGAUAUGUAUGCUGAUUUUCUGCGAUUGUCAUAAAAUGAAAUGUAAAACAAAAAAGCAAGAAAAGCCAUUGCACCAUAAACAGUUAUCUUCGAGUAGAGUUUACUUGAAAUUACAAAAAAAUUACAGCAAUAGCUUGGAAUUUGCCGGCACAAUAUUUUUUUUUGCGCCGUUUGAUUUGAAUCGACUUAAAGAAUUUCUAUUAAAAAAAAUGAGGUUUUUUGUUCCCGAGCCAGCGGGUACUUAAAGUUCACGGUGGGAAGUUGCUGCAUCAUUCCUGUGUUAGAUGGGCAGGGAUGUGGAGGGGUGGGGAACACGUGGACGUGACGUGUCAAAGGCUUUGCAGAGCUUGCCCGUUGAGGCGCGUGCGAAAAUCUCAACUCCGUUCUAUAAAUCUUUGGAGAGCACUCGUGAAAAAAAUGUUGGACAGGUGCAGAUAUUUAAAGAUUUACGGCGUGGUGUUUGCUACCUAACAACGCAGCCUUAUUUUUGUCGCCUUUCACCUACAGUUCUUUGACAAAAAGCUACAUAUACAGGCAUAAUCAAAAUAAUUGGGCAUGACUUCUACGUUAAUGCUCGGGCAGACAUUUGCUUCGCGUUUAACACCUUGAAAAUGUUCCACAAGCCAAACAGGUGCACGGUGUGUGCUGUGGUUUAAAUUGGCCCCAUGGGCAACGUGACAUCUGGCUUGAUUAAAUGUACAAAAAAAAAUGACAAAUAUCAUGUCAAUAACCAAUGUGUUCAUAGUUGCAUGUUUGCUUCUUUAAAUGGCCAAAUAUUUGAGCAAAACAUGGUAAAGUUGAACUUGGCUAGUUUACAGUUAUCCAGUAUAUGUUUUUUUUGGGCAAUUGGAUCAUUUGUUCAUGGAGAAUAAUUUAUGCUAUUUGGAAUCUUAACCUGAACACCACAGGUGAGAGAGCAGAAUAUACUGUUUUGCUGCAUUACACCCUGCAUUUUGUCUUUAUUUAUACAAGCCCACAAUAAUGCUAAAAGCUCAUUUCCUUAAUAUAUUUUUAACAAUUUAUGGCGUGACAUUGUAUUUAAAAUAAAUGCACACUUGAAUAUGCAA